UGAUUUCUGCUCGGACGCCAUUGAGACGAUUGAAGUAUUACGCUAUUGUGUUGUGUUGUACCGAGUACGUAACUUUUUGUUAAUUGUAGUUUUGAGAGUUUCAAAUUUCUUAAAACCAUUCUUGUUUAGGAUAUAUUGUGAUAUUCGGGUUUCUGUUCUUUUGUGACCAUGUCUUCUAUGGAUAUUGAUCUGUAACUGUGCCUAAUUCGUGAAGUGUUUAUACUAUACGUUAUUGUGGGACAGCAAGUGAAGUGACGCGAUCUCCUUGUAUUAGGGCAAAACAAGCUAAAAAUACUUUGCUACCGUUCAGCAAUUUGGAAAUCUAUUUUUUCUUCUUAUUUGUGAUGUUCCCGCAUUCCAUCAGCGCGGAAGAAGAACAGAAGACGAAACUGAUUCCGAGUGUAAAUUUGCUACACUCAAAGAGAAAAGGAAUAUUCAUACACCCCUCGGCUAUGUACAGAAAUAGUGUUCCGUGCUACACUAUUAUACGUGCACCGCUUUUUACAAGUAAUUUGAGUGGGUAAACAAAGAACAACAAAGAUAGAGAAAAUGAAACUUCUAGAGAGUGGCCGCUUAGAGGCAUUGAGCAGAGCUCUCUCGAUCUUGAACGGCGACAGUGCCGUCCAGGGCCGUGUGGAAAGCUACAGCUGCAAGAUGGCCGGGGCUGAGAAAUCUUUUUACAAGCGAUUCACAGCUAUCGGAGAAACAACUCUUGAGGCAUUAUCACCACCAGAGAGUGUUAUGUACAGCCGAAGUUUGUCUGGUGAUGAGGAAGGGGUGCUUUGUGACACUAUAUCUCGUAAAACCCUGUUUUACUUGAUUGCUACAUUGAAUGCUGCUUUUCCAGAUUAUGAUUUUUCAAUGGCAAAGAGCAGUGAAUUCAGUGCGGAGCCAUCACUUAGCUGGGUGCAAGGCGCAGUGGACGCAUCUCUGUCAGCGGUGGGCGGGGCGCGCUGGCGCCAACUCCGGCCGUCUUUGUGGACUGCAGUUGAUGAAGAGGUGGUGUUACCCGAGUGCCGCAUAUACAGCUACAACCCGGACCUUGCUAGCGACCCUUUUGGCGAGCCAGGCUGCCUGUGGGCCUUUAACUACUUCUUCUAUAACAGAAGGUUAAAACGGAUCGUGUUCUUCACUUGUAGAGCAAUGAGUCCAGUAUGUGCUGUUGAUUCAGGCGUCGACUUUGCCAUGGACGAGGAUGAUGAAUACAACUAAUAACAAAAAGAUACUUCCAUCAUUAUCUUAAGAUGCAUUAUUGUAAUGCACACAAAAUUGUUAAGAAUGGAUGAAACUAUAUGAAUUUGUAUAGUUUUCCAAAAAUAUUGAUGUUCAAGCAACCAAUGUUAAGUAUGUAUUUAAUUUUAGCUUGCAUAAAUGGUACAGAAUAUAAGUGUCUGCAUAUUACUUGUCACAAAAACUUUAAUUAGCCAUGAACAGAAGCAUGAUCAGUUUUCUUCUAGGCAAUUAUGCAUUUCUUUUAAAGUAGCUGCAUUUUAUACAACUUUUCAUGUAAUUAAAGAUAGGGUUGGAUAUUCGCGCAAAGAAAAUUUCAGUUAUGUAUCAGUUUCAAAUUGGAAGUCACAUCAAUAGAUUUUUUUUUGUAACAGCUGUUAGGUCAGCUAAAUGGUAAAUUGCUUUUAUGUUCGCUUUUCAAAGUGAAUUGUAUGCCAAAACAAAAAAAUCGUUUUUCAAUCCAAAAUAUUGUGUUCAUGCGUUACGUUUAAGUACUCUGAUUUACAAAUUACUGUAUAAGGUAACUUGACUUUGAAUAGACUAGUAAAUUUGCUUAUCUGCUUACACUGAUCUGAAGAUGUGAGGGAAAGGUAGUUUCAGAAGAAAUGUCAAUCUUUUUGGAUUAAAGUGGUAUGGAGUGAGCAGAUAAUGUAAUACAUAUUGUGUAAAUUAUAAUAAUAAGGUUAUAUACCUGGUUUCGAUAUGUGUCGAGGAUGGAUAGUUUUUAUUAGGAGGUAGAGCUCACUGUAAUUAUUAUUAUUUAAUAUAAUUUCGUUUGUCAUUAUUACAAUUUAUUAUAAACUAACUCACGAAUACCUUAAUAUUUUUUUGUCACUGUUAUCUAAGAAAAUAGUCUUAAGUAACCCUAGCCUAGCCCAGCCCUGGCUCUGCAUUGUUAUAUUUAAAAUUAUUGUAAACCUAGUUUCAUUAACAGUAACAACUAUGUACUAAAAACGAAUGGUAUAAAAUGUUUAGUAGUUUUUGGGUUAUUUGCAAUGGAAGGCUUUUGUUUUAUAAUAUAUUUUUUAAAUAGUAAAGAACAAUCGCCUUUUCGGUUAAUAAAUGCAAUAAACGAAAAUAAACUUUGAGAUGCUGCAUUUGUCUAGCCUGGAAGCUUAUUUAAACGAAAAAAGUUAAUAAAAAAGCCACUACACCACUCCUUAUAUGUUUUGUUGGUCCUAAGUGGCGGAAUACAGUAUGCAUAGAUUGAGAUCACAAAAUUCUACCGUGAUAGUCCUAAAAAUGGCAGGUUAGGAGGUACACGUUAUUUUUAAGCAAGGUCUAGCAGAAGCUGACCUUAAUUAAGUUGUCAAAUUCCACUUACUGGAGUCUAACUAAGCCCAUAAAUAAACUAUAAUUAUGUAUGAUAA
Molecule: messenger RNA, 2600 nt
Organism: Helicoverpa zea (corn earworm)
Lineage: Eukaryota; Metazoa; Arthropoda; Insecta; Lepidoptera; Noctuidae
Gene: Maf1
Product: repressor of RNA polymerase III transcription MAF1 homolog
Exons: 4
Coding region: 550-1212 (220 amino acids)
Biological process (GO): negative regulation of transcription by RNA polymerase III
Cellular component (GO): nucleus
Molecular function (GO): RNA polymerase III core binding
Source: RefSeq, a predicted model, not a curated record